UUUGAUGCCUGUUGCUCACCUUCCACCUCCAGUAAGCAAGCAGGGGUGAGAUGUGUGCUUCUCUCGUGGAUGGGAGGGAGGGUGGGAUCCCAAAGCUAGGGCUGGUUUGGGAACACCCAGGAGAACAGAGUUCUGGCAGCUCUGUCUCAUGCAGAGCCAUCAGCACACAGUGCAGUGCCUUCUGUGAGGACAGAUGUUGUUUUUUAACUCAUUAUUAGGGCUUUGCUGUGCUGUCCCAAAGCAGUUGGGCAGAUCCCAGAUCUUGUCCUGAUCCCACUGCAGAUAACGAUGAGUGCCAGCUCCCAGCUCCAGCCUUGCCACCACGCUGCUGCUCUCUGCAUCCUUCUGCAGCCCUCCUGUGUUGAGCUUGGGGUCUUUGCCCUGUUGCCACCCAUGAGCUGCUUCAGAAUUUUCAGUACCUCCAGCUCUCAACGUUUUCAUUAUGGGGUAUUUAGGUCUGGUUCCGAAAAUGAAGCACAGCUUUCUGUCUGAUUUCCAAGCUGCCACAAACACUGGGAAGAUCUGUGUGUCUCGUUAUGUCCUGGGCACGGUAAGUAAACCUGAGGGAAGUGCAGAAGGGAAAAUCACAUGAAUUCCCAAUCAGCACUGGAGAGCCAGGAGAGGUCCCUGAGUCCUGCUGGGGUCCUGGCUUUGGCCAGGUGCUGGCUCAUGGUGGGGUUUGCUCCCCUGCAGGACAGAGAUGCUCUUUGUAAUCAGAAACCAAUGCUUCAUGUUGGGUCUGCAGCUGGCUGUGACACUUGUAGGGGCAAUGGGGUGCAGCUGUGAUGCUGGUGGUGACUCCAUGCCCUUGUUAUCAGCCUGGACAGGAAACUGAAGGACAUGCAUCAUGCAGCAGCACUUCCAUCCCUUCCAUCCUUAUCUCCCCCACCAACACUUCCCCAUGGCCACGGCAGCUUGUCCUUGGAGCCUUCACCAGGGAAGGGGUGUGGGCAAAACUGCCUUUGCUUGGCUUCAAAAAUGAGCAUUGGAGAGAGAACACCUCCCGGUGCCAAGAUCCAUUCUUCCCAAGCUGUAGGGAGGAAAGAAGCUCCACUCCAGGUUCAAGCAAGGCAGAGGGGAUUUAAAAUGGAAGUAGGAAAGAUAACAGGACAGUGUCUUCUCCCUCCUCAGAAGAGGGAAGUGUCAAAUUCAAGGAAGAGGCCACCUGCUUUCCACAGGCUCCUUUAGGUGAACUUGGCCAUCUCAUCUGCCAUGAAGAGGGAACCUGCUCGACUUCUCCAAGCUGAUCCCAAUUCCUCCUUGCGCUUUUGCUUUACCCCUUGCAUGUUCCUGGUGCAGCCACCUACUUAGGGGAUGUGAAAGCACAAACAGCACGAAGGGACUCAGGGAACAAAGAUCCAUCCCCUAGGGUGGAGGGCUCCACAAGCAGCACCCUGAAGCCUUGCACCCCUCCUCUAGUCUCAGCUGGGUUUUUCUACUCAGCAAUGGGAUGGACGUAGCCGGGGCAGAGGGCAAGUCUGUCACACUCCACCUUCAGAACCUGAUAGGAGAAUACUUGACCUGGAGCUUCCGUGAUGAACCCAUAUUGGUUAUCAGAUUGGGGGCAUCUCCUAAACUCGUGUUUUGUGACAAAUCCUUCGUGUUCUGCGUGGCCUUUCCCAACAGCAGCUCACCAUCUAGCAGCUGAGGAGGAGUGGCACCUACUUAACAAAAAACGACGAGGUCAAAGUGAACUUCACCCUGCAUGUGUACCGUGGAGCUGCUGGAGCUGAUGGUGAGCUGCACCGGGUGGAACUGCAAUGCACUGUGGACCCCCCCAGGGGGCAGUUCCUUCUUUUGGAGCUACAAAGAUCAGCCAGACAGACAGGGAUCUGAGUGGUGGUGGUGAUGGAGAGGCAGAAGAACCCUGCAGAUCUGAAGCACCUGCACAGCACAGAACCCCGUCAGCAGCUGCAACAGCACUGUCUUUCCCUCUGCCCUUUGUGCAGCCACACAGUCAUCAUAGCAGGAUUGAUGAUUGGACUUCUCUUACUCUUGGCUAUCAUCAUUACCACUGUUAAAUCAAAAGGCAGGAGCAGCCAUGACCUAUCUGGUUCCUGCAGCUCCAAGAGCAGGGGCUGCAGCAGAGUACAUGACGGUGUAUGCUGAGGUGGGUGCUGUUCAGCAGAUGCACGCAUGGAAUUUCCCUCAGGCACGGAAAGGUGACCCAAAGAAGUCGCCAGCCUCAGGGGUGGAGACCUUCAAAACCACUUAUGCCAUCAUUCAAGACAUAGCCCAGGUUGCAGACAGAUGAUUAGAAGAUGAGCAGCAGCACACUGGGGUGCUGGGAGCAAGAGAAAAGCCUUUACUUGAUGGUCGUUGAGCUGCAUCCCAUGGAACAGCCCUGCAGUGCCCACAAUGCCUGCUGAGAGCAUAGAUCUGCUCCCUGCUGCUGGGGAGCCGUCCCCAUCACGGACACAGUGCUCAUCUGGGACAAGAGAUCUGAUGCUGUGUUGCCAUCUGGCACUCGCCCUCAAGGGAGAAGAUCAGGGGGGCAACAACAACACUCUGCACAGCGAUAUCUCGGAGGCUACGGGAGCUCCCACCACAGCCACCAGGGAUGUGAGUGGGCUGACAACGAGACCAGUGGGCUUCCCCAGCCCCUCUGAUGCUGGGAACCUCACCACCAUCACUGUGCCACUGCAAGCUGAUGCCCCAGGGAACCAAACCCGAAAUGAAUCGGGCUUCCCCAUCAGGUAUUGGUCCCCCAUCAUUUUUGUGGUCUUUGCUCUGCUCGUGCUCUUCUUCACCUACCGCAGGACCAAAGGCGACGGGUCACGAGAGCCAACCACCUCCAUCAGUGACUUUUCAGAUGAAGCCGCCCCAGAAAACGACACAGCUUUGAUUGCUCCUCGUGCACAGAAGAGAUCAGACAACCCUCUGCCCCAGGAGCAGAGCAAAACCACCCCCUGCCAGCCAGACCCCCCUCAGAACAGCCUUCCCAGCAGCCCACAGAUCCCACCACUGUAGGCAGUUCCCUCUGCUCUGGGGUUCCUGUUGAUGACUGAAGGUGAAGCAGGGGAACCAGAAGCUUUUGGACACCCUGAAGGAGCACGAGGCCACUCCAGAGGGACAAACUGUGCCAACACACCUGGGCAGAAGACAGAUGGAUGCUAGAGGAUGUGAGCAUCCACCUUGGUCCAGCAGAAGGAUGCUCGGAUGCACGGCCACCUCACUGCAAAAUGAGGACCUGUGUGGGACACGUGUACAUUUACUGCACCCAAGGAUAGGUCACAGUGGAACCAAUAAAGCAGCCUUUUGCCCCAGAAA
Molecule: messenger RNA, 3270 nt
Organism: Tympanuchus pallidicinctus (lesser prairie-chicken)
Lineage: Eukaryota; Metazoa; Chordata; Aves; Galliformes; Phasianidae
Exons: 13
Coding region: 2359-2970 (203 amino acids)
Source: RefSeq, a predicted model, not a curated record